Messenger RNA from Pistacia vera, 4339 nucleotides. Its product is annotated as probable disease resistance protein At4g27220. The transcript has 4 exons. Gene Ontology annotation, molecular function: ADP binding. The coding region runs from base 672 to 4034 and encodes 1120 amino acids. The record is from RefSeq and is a predicted model, not a curated record. Lineage: Eukaryota; Viridiplantae; Streptophyta; Magnoliopsida; Sapindales; Anacardiaceae.
UGAUUGAGAAAGAUGUGCAAACUGGCUAAAGAUGUAAGCCAAGUUGUGAAUGAUAUUCAGAAGUUAAGAAGAAAUAGAAGGAAGAAGACAAUUCUUGGUGGGUGGUGUCCUAAAUGGAUUUGCGAUAUCGGUUGAGUAGAAGAAGAAGAGAAAAGAAGCAUUAUGUCCAAUCUACGGGAAAGUGCAAAUUGACAAAGUCUCCUAUCCUACCACGUUCCCAGGAUAAAUUUUCACCCCUAAAGAAUUUCAGCUUUUCAAGUCCACGGAACCUGUUUUUUAUCAGAUUAUUGAGGCACUAAAAGAUGAUGAUCCAUAUCAUUGGAUUGUAUGGGAUGGGCGGAGCCGGUAAGACAACUUUGGCAAAAGCGGUGGGUAGAAAGUCAAAGAUGAGGAAUAUUGAUGAGUUUUGAUCAUUGUUGUGUCCCAAGCUUCGAACUUUAAAAGUAUUCAAAGUGACCUUGCAAAUCUUUGGGUAUGAAAUUGGAGAGGAAGCGAAGAAGCAAGCAAAGCGUUUGUACUUGAGAUUUAUGGAGACUAAAAAGAAGAUCCUCAUAAUCUUAGUGAUGUUGGAAAAACUUUGACUUGAAAUCUAAAUAGGACUUCCUUUUGGCAAUGAUCUCAAGGGAUGCAAAAUCCUUCUAACUACUCGUAGAAAAAACGUAUGUAUUGGUAUGAGAUGUCAACAACGGAUUCUUUUGAAUGAAUUGGAUGAAGGUGAAGGGUUGUCUUUACUUAAAAAGCAUGCAGGUAUAGAUGAUGAAUUCCAUCCCUUGAAUGAUGUAGCAAUUAAAGUUGCUAAAGAGUGCAAGGGUUUGCCAUUAGCAAUUGUAACUAUUGGAAGUGCUUUAAAAGAAAAAGGUAUUGAUGAAUGGAAACUUGUAUUUGAGAAAUUAAAAAAGUCAAAACUUGUGGAUAUGUGUAAGGACAUUGAUGUGGAUGAGGAUGUCUAUGCUAUUCUCAAGGUCAGUUAUGAUUAUUUGGAGGGUAAAGAAACCAAGUUAUGUUUCUUGUUAUGUUCGCUAUUUCCUGAAGAUUAUGAAAUUCCUUUGGAGGAAUUGGCUAAAUGUGGAAUGGGGCUAGGUUUAUUUUCAUAUGCUGACUCAAUUGAACAAGCAAGGAGUCAAUUGCGAGUGAUAGUUAAUAAACUCAAAGCUUCUUGUUUGUUGAUAGAUGCUAGUGAUGAAGAACUUGUGAAAAUGCAUGAUGUGGUUCGUGAUGUUGCAUUGGGAAUUGCAUCUAUAGGAGAGAAUUCGUUCAUGGUUAAAGCUGGCUUAGGAUUGACUGAAUGGCCAAAGGAGGAAAAACACCUUGAACAAUACACAGCAAUCUCCUUAAUGGCCAACAAACUACUUGUGCUUCCUGAUCAUGUGGUAUGUCCAAAGCUUGAAACUUUUUUAUUGUCUCGGCAAUACUGUCAUUACCGUGAUUACAAUAUUGAAGUUUCAAACCAUUUUUUUCAAGAGAUGAAAGCAUUAAAAAAUUUAACUCUAAGUUAUGUGAACUUGUCAUUAAAAUCACUUACAUUCUUGACAAAUCUCAUAUUUCUAGAGUUGAUUGAUUGCAAUUUGAGAGACAUCUCUUCCCUCAAACAUCUUAUUAGACUUGAGAUUCUUAGUUUAAGAAAUUCAUUAUUUGAUGAAUUCCCAAAGGAACUAGGGGCACUUACUGAAUUAAGAUUGUUGGAUUUGCGUACCUUUUGUCAGUUAAAAAAACUUUCUUCCAAUGUCAUACAGAGAUUUUCUCAGCUAGAAGAGUUAUAUGUCGGUGACUGCUUUGAUAAAUGGGAAGAUGAAAGGACAAGAGUGAAAGGAAGCAAUGCUAGUCUUUCUGAGUUCAAAUCUCUAUCCAAAUUGGUCGUUCUAUUUUUGGAAACAAAUACUAAAUGCCUUCCAAAAGACUUUGGCUUUGUCUGUAACAAAUUGCUAAGGUAUGACAUAAGUGUAAACACUUAUACAGAUUGUCAUGUAUCAGAAUCAAGGAAAAAAGCUUUAACAAUCAAAGAUAUUGAAGCACCCUCACUGAUUACAUUUAAAGCUUUGUCUCCUACCCUCGAAUAUCUCUGUUUGAAAGAAGUGACAGGCUGUGAAAAUAUCCUCCCAAGCAUUGACAAAGGGGGAUUAAAUAAGUUGAAUUCACUUGUGCUUGAAGAUUGUAAAGAUUUGAAAUGCAUCAUAGAUACCUUCCAAAUGCAAGUGCCAAAUCCUACCUUCUCUAAUUUGGUGAAAUUAUCUCUUACAAGGUUAAAUCUUCUCAGAGAAAUAUGUUGUGGUCCAUGUGGAAAGCUUCAGAGUCUUACAAAUUUAAAAGUGAGAGAGUGCAAAAGUUUGACUUGUCUCUUCACUUUGUCACUUGCUCGAAGUUUGGUGCAAUUGAAAUCACUAGAAUUAAGUGAUUGUGAGAGUUUGAAGCAUUUGUUCAUGAGAGAGGAAGUUGAUAAUGACAGGGGAAAGGAAAUAUUAUCAGAAUCUAAUCAUGUCGCAAUUGUGCUCCCAAAUUUAGAAAAGUUAAGCAUUGAAAAAUUACCACAAUUGAGGUGUAUAUGGAAGGGGCCGACCUAUCAUGUAAACCUUAAAAAUCUCAUAGAUGUUAAAGUGAGAGAAUGCAAAAGCUUAACUUAUCUAUUCACUUUGUCACAUGUUCGGAGUUUAGUACAGUUGAAAUCACUCGAAGUGCAUGGUUGUGAGAACUUAGAGCAUCUAGUCAUAACAGAAGAGGUUGAUAAUGACGAGGGAGAGGACAUGCGGUCAAAAUAUGAUCAUUACAUCCAAUAUACUUUCUUGUCAAAUUUAGAAUCUCUCCAAAUAAAUUCAUGCGAAAGAUUGGAAUAUAUUUUUCCGAUCUCUGUUGCACGAGUUCUUGUACAACUUCAGAUGCUUACCAUAGAAAAUGCCCCUCAGCUAAAGCAAGUCUUUUUUGGGGAUCAUGGAAGAGAAGAAGGAGAUGGAAAAGAAAUUGCAGUCAUCGAGUUCGCUCAGUUAAAAGUACUAAAACUUUAUGGACUUGCAAACAUCAUUAGAUUCUGCCCAGAAAAUUAUCAUUCAAUUUGGCCAGCUUUGGAAGAUUUCAAGAUGGAUCGGUGUUCCUAUUUGAGUACAUCUUUCAUUGCUGAAGUUGUAGCUAAAGUGCGAAACCAAGAAGAGAAAUUGCGAAUUCUGUGCAUUGGAAGUUGCAAUCAGUUAUGUGACAUAGUUCUAUCUGGGUUGAAAGAUGGCUUCUUCAAAAAUUUGGAAGAAUUAAGUAUAUACAGUAACGGAGUAAAUGUGGUUUUUCAACUGCAAGGUCUUGUCACUGAUAGACAGCAUAUUUUAUCACUCCCAAAUUUGAAGACACUGAGGUUGUACUAUUGGCAAGAACUAGAAGGUUUAUGUAAGAGUCCAGCACAUCUUUUAAGCCUGGAGAAUCUUAUCACUUUAGAUCUUGACCACUGCAAUAGGCUGAGAAAUAUCUUCACACCUUCUCUUGCUAGAAAUUUGUUGCGGUUACAAACUCUAUAUGUCUAUGAUUGUGAAGAAUUGAAGGAAAUCAUUGCUGAAGACGAUGAAGAGGAUCAAUCUGUACUGAAGGAUAAUCUCCAACCUCUGUUCUUUCAAAAUCUCUUGGAAAUCAUUGUUGUAAGGUGCCCCAAAUUAAGACGUUUAUUUCCUGUCACCAUGGCCCAAGGUCUUCAAGAGCUGGAAAAGAUAUUUGUAUUUGAUAACUCUCAAUUUGAAGAAGUAUUUGGACAUGAAAAUGUAGCUGGCAUCAUGGACCACAAAAGAAUCGUGUUGCGGCAACUUAAUUGGUUAUCACUGAAGGCAUUGCCAAGCCUUACCAACUUCUGCCAAGAGGGUUAUCACUUCAUAUUUCCAUCUAUGAGUUCAAAGUUGGGUUCGGUAUUGAUAGUUAAAGAUUGUCCCAAGAUAGCUACAAGAUUUUCCUUGGGUGAGGAUAAAUCUGUGCAUGCUGAGGCUAAGGCAAGGAAAUUACGUAAGCCUUACAUCGAGAUCGAAUGCUAUUCUGAUCAAAUACGACAAAGAUUACCGCCAUAUGUAUAAAAGGAUGAGAAAGGUUAUCACCCAACAGGAGGAAACUUGAAACAUGCUCAUGACUGCUUACCAGUCAAACUCCACUGAAUCCAAAGAAGAAUUUUGGUCUGUUUGUUUGAGGGGAAGUAGAGAAAGCACUACGAAAAAUCCAACUCUCUUCAAUUUGAUAUUCUUGCCGCUACAUCUAAACAAUAUUGCUCAAUUUCAUUUGUUAUGUUUUUUAUUUUUAAUUCUUCUGUCGGCCACAAGAAAACCUCUUAUGUUAAGCAUUGAACCUUUUUUUAAGUGAGGCUGAUGAGUUGAUAUUUGCAUGC